GGAGGGAGGAGAGAGAAGCUGGAGGAGCUUGCUGACACGCUUCGGCCACACGAUUACAGAGGGAGGUGCGGAGGGAGAAGGGGAGAGAGAGAGAGAGAGAGAGAGAGAGAGAGAAGGGGAUAUAGGGAUUGGGGAAAGUAAGCGAGAGAGAGAGGGGAAUUGGAAGGAGAGGGUGGUGCGGAGCAAUAAAUCGGUAAUCGAGGCCAUCCCGCUGCCACAGCCGUCGAGAUGGCGGCGUUGCAGCAGAGUCUGUCGUCGUUCUGAUCUCUCUCGCUUCGCCCAAACUGGUUCCCUUUUCGGAUUUCAAGACAACCGUGGAGGAUCGAAGACCGCAACAGUGAGAAGAAAUUUAAGAGGCAGAAGGGGAGUAGAUACGUAUUUAUAUACGGAGAGAGAAGAAUCAGGCAGCGUCGCCUGCUCCACUCGCUGCAGCUGCUGCCACCGCCGCCGUUUGCAGCACGCUUCCGGGGCAAAAAAGCAGCAGCAGAACAAAAGCAUACGGCGACCAUUCCGCUUCGCGCCUUCGCCUUCUUUAUCGCUGGGAUGGAUGCAGCGAUAUAAUUAAGGCGGUGGAGACGGAGAUAUGGCAGGAUUCUUUCUCGGAGGAGGCAGCGGCGCCGGUGGCAGUCAUCAGCCGCCGCGAAGCGGAGUCCCUCCGACCGAAGGCGGGUUCUUUCUUUAUGAGCCCCGUGGCGGCGGAGGCGGCCGGGGGGAGGACGCCUCCGCUGGGUACGCUACCCGUGGGUUCGAGCUGUGGCAGCAACACGGCCAGAUCUACCCCGGCGGCGGGGGCGUCUUCCCUGACGAGGCGCAACCGCGCGGCGGCGUGAGCUGCCGGGACUGCGGCAAUCAGGCGAAGAAGGACUGCGUCCACCUCCGCUGCCGCACCUGCUGCCAGAGCCGCGGCUUCGCCUGCUCCACCCACGUCAAGAGCACCUGGGUGCCCGCCGCCAGGCGCCGCGAGCGACAGCAGAAUCUCGCCGGUGGCGCUCAGCUUGAUCACUACCGCCACCGCGCCUCCUCAAGCAGCGACGCCGCCGCCAACGCAGUCACUGAGCCUUCCAACUCCAAGAGGCAGCGAGAGCUCACAGCGGGCAGCGCGCGACCCACCACCGCAAUCGCUGUCCCAUCCAUGUUUGGAGAGCUGCAGGAGAGCUUCCCGGCGGAGGUGAGCGCUCCGGCGUCGUUCCGGUGCGUGCGGGUGAGCCACGUCGACGAGGGGGACGAAGUCUACGCCUACCAGACGGCCAUAAACAUCGGCGGCCACGUGUUCAAAGGGCUCCUUUAUGACCACGGCCCGGAGGCAGGGCCGUCGGAGACGUAUCCCGCUGGCGGAGCCUCUACUUCAUCCUCCCGCCACCCCCACCUCCGCCAUCCCGGCGACACCGGCUCCUCCUCCCCAACCGCCACCGCGGCGCUCGGAGACGCCGCCAUUAAUGCGACGGCCGUAGACCAACUGUUCGACCCGUAUCCGACGCCGCUGAGCGCGUUCAUGGCCGGCACGCAAUUCUUCCCGCAUCAACACAGACCUUGAGAAAUUAAUUAUAGCAGGUCCACGUCCACUCGAUCUGAUCUUGCUCUCCUUGUUGUUGUGCACCUCAAUAUCAUCAAUUCUGUAAUCCAUGGAAUAAUCAUUUAAGCUUUAGUUUUCUCUUA
Messenger RNA from Zingiber officinale, 1656 nucleotides. RefSeq names its product protein SHI RELATED SEQUENCE 1-like. The record is from RefSeq and is a predicted model, not a curated record. Gene Ontology annotation, cellular component: nucleus. Gene Ontology annotation, biological process: positive regulation of DNA-templated transcription. NCBI's taxonomy places the organism in Eukaryota, Viridiplantae, Streptophyta, Magnoliopsida, Zingiberales, Zingiberaceae. Gene Ontology annotation, molecular function: DNA binding; DNA-binding transcription factor activity. The coding region runs from base 584 to 1534 and encodes 316 amino acids. The transcript is spliced from 2 exons.